Anopheles cruzii is the source of this 1609-nucleotide messenger RNA. Its product is annotated as inactive peptidyl-prolyl cis-trans isomerase shutdown-like. NCBI's taxonomy places the organism in Eukaryota, Metazoa, Arthropoda, Insecta, Diptera, Culicidae. Gene Ontology annotation, molecular function: peptidyl-prolyl cis-trans isomerase activity; protein binding. The record is from RefSeq and is a predicted model, not a curated record. The coding region runs from base 82 to 1383 and encodes 433 amino acids. The transcript is spliced from 2 exons.
CAAACACUCUGGGAACCGCAUUGAACGUGAUUUACCUACGGAACAAAUCUGAUCUUGUAACGUGUUUCCACAUUGCCGAAGAUGGGUAAUCCGCUGAAAACCCCAAUUAGCAUAAGUGAGCUGCUGAACGGCGGGACAGAGUUUUCUCUCGAUGCCGACUUCAAAAGCGACGCCGCUGGAGAUGAGCUCUUCCUCGACGACGAUUACGGCAGUUCGGACGAUGACGAGGAGCGCUACAAGCAGCUACUAGCGCCAUGGGACCGUAGCUUCGCGGAAUUGCGCACGACAAUGGUUCCGGUGUCCGAGCUGAUCUACAAACGCAUCGCAAGGCGGGGCGUCGGAGAACCGAUCAAGGGCAACAUCUGCGUCACCAUCGAUUACAAUGCCUUUUUCGAGAACGAAAAAAAGCCAUUCGAUUCGACGACGCUCAGGAGUACCCCGUACCAGUUUACGGUCGGCAAAUGCCCAGUCCUGCCCGGGUUGGAGCAGGCCGUGCAGACGAUGUGUGUCGGCGAGGAGGCACAGUUUGUGAUCUCCUAUCAAUUGCUGUUCGGCGAGUUGGGCUGUAUGCCACGGAUUCCUGCCAAAGCGGACGGCUUGUUUGUGAUCAAGCUGAUAAGCUGCGUGGAUGUGGGCGAUGCCGAUGCGCUGGCCAAGCUGGACGAGGAGGGGCGCCGCACGUACGCCGUGGUGAAGCAGAAGGUGGCAGAGAUUCGUGCCUACGCCAAGAAUUGCUUCCAGCGCAAUAUGUUACCGAACGCAACGAACAAAUACCUUGAGGCCGUCGAUACGUUGAAAGGUUGCCAGCUGAAGGAUGAGCAGGAAGAGAAGGAGCAACGGGAGACGCUCGUUGCUCUGUACACCAGUUUGGCUGUGUGUUUCAACCGGAGGGACAUGCCCAGGGAUGCCUGUCGCAUGGUGAACGAUGUGCGGGCGUUGUGCGAUGUGAAUCGGAUGGCGAAGGUCCUCUACCAGGAGGGCAAGGCUUUGUACAAGCUGGGUGAAUACGAUCGGGCGCGCAAGUGCCUGCUGCGCGCGCAGAAGCUUGAACCGCGCGACGAGAACAUUCAGAAGGAGCUGAAAAGCCUGCACGAAAGCACCGAGAAGCACAAGAAGGAGGAGAAAAACAUCUGGACCCGAGCGUUUGGCAUGGCCGAAACGAAAAAGAAGGGCAUGACGGCGGAAGAGCAAUCGUUUGCGGACUCGGUGAAGCAAACGAUGCGCCUAUUUCUGGACGACGAAAAGUGCACGAUGAUGCCGCUUCCGGAAGGGUUAAGCGAAGGGGAAGUCGGCGUUCUGGAGGAGCUGGCCAAAGAGUUCGACAUAAAGUUGCGACUGUACGUGGACAACAACCGAAAGCACUACAAAUUCCAAAAGAAAUGAUCUUAAUUUUAAACUCAAUGUAACUUUGCUUCGCAUUGUAACAACGUAUUACAUCGUACAUCUUAAGCACCAUUUUACGAAUUUCGCAAGCCAUUUUAACAUUAUGCAACUUAACUCCCAAUGUAGUGAUAUUUUGAACACAAUUGAAUGUAAUUCAAUCAUAUACUGGAAAUGAAGAUGGGUUGGUGAGGUUCUUGGGGGAAACCCUCCUCAAACAACUGGACAA